Messenger RNA from Closterium sp. NIES-65, 2496 nucleotides. NCBI's taxonomy places the organism in Eukaryota, Viridiplantae, Streptophyta, Zygnematophyceae, Desmidiales, Closteriaceae. The record is from the annotation of a GenBank genome assembly.
AUGGGCAUGCCAAGCCAAGCCCGUUCUUCUUCUCUUUUCUGUCUCCCGUCACCUCCUUCCAAUCUCUCUCUUCCCAUUUCUUCUCCAAGCCAACGUGCACCAUUAUCCAAUGAACUAAUGAUGCUUAUUGCCUGGCAUGGCAUGGUAUGUCUAUGUGGUAUGGUGCAUGCAUGUUGCCUGGAGUGCAUGGGGGAAGAGGAAGGGGGUUGGGUUGGGAAGGGGUGGGAAGCAGUGGGGAGGGGUGGAGUGGAAGGGAGUGGGGCGAGAUGGGGUGGGAAGGAGUGGGAAGGGGUGGGGUGGAUUGGUGGAAAUUGGGGGGCGUAUGGGUGGUGGUGUGCAGGGCGGCCGCUGUUUUACCGCGAAUCCAAACGGGACGAGAUUCGCCGGACGUUUCACGAGCCCGUGCCACCCAAGCCAAGGACGGUGCAGGGUGUAGUAGAGGGGGUGGUGUUAUCAGCAGCGAAUGGUAUCUCUUCCCUCUGGAAACGACGCACUCCUGAUAAGAAGUGCCUCAUUCUCGCUGCUCCAGACACACAGCUGCCCAUGCAGCAGCAGCAGCAACAGCAGCAACUGGUGUCGUCAUCAGCAGACGUGCUCAAGGAGUGGCGGGCCGAGGAGGUGAAAGAGGCCAUCCCCAUCGUGUUUGUCACCAGUCACGUGCCUAACGAGCCUCACCACCCGGCUCUUGUGGUCAUUGAACAGGCACGAAGCCUGAACGAUCUCGUAUACAUGGUGGGGGCCCAAUCCCAACCUAUAGCACCGGUCUUCCUCUCUCAUCCUCUGCUCACCUUCCCCUCCUGCUUCCCCUUCCCCUCCUGCUCACCUUUCCCCUCCUGCCUCCCCUUCCCCUCCUGCUCACCUUCCCCUCCUGCUCCCCUUCCCCUCCUGCUCCCAUUCCCCUCCUGCUCCCCUUCCCCUCCUGCUCCACCUUCCCCUCCUGCUUCCCCUUCCCCUCCUGCUCCCCUUCCCCUCCUGCUCCCCUUCCCCUCCUGCUCCCCUUCCCCUCCUGCUCACCUUCCCCUCCUGCUCACCUUCCCUCUUGCUCACCUUCCCCUCCUGCUCACCUUCCCCUCCUGCUCCCCUUCCUCCUGCUCACCUUCCCCUCCUGCUCCCCUUCCCCUCCUGCUCCCCUUCCCUCCUGCUCCCCUUCCCUCCUGCCCUCCCCUUCCCUCCCUGCUCCCCUUCCCCUCCUGCUCCCCUUCCCCUCCUGCUCCCCUUCCCCUCCUGCUCCCCUUCCCCUCCUGCUCCCCUUCCCCCUCCUGCUCCCCUUCCCUCCUGCUCCCCCCUUCUCCCCCUGUCCCCUUCCCCUCCCCUGCCCCCUUCCCCUCCUGCUCCCCUUCCCCGGCCCCACUCCCCUUCCCAGGCGCGGAGUACGGACCUGGUGGUGUACGUGGUGGGGCCCAACCCCAACCUCAAGCACCCGCUUCCCUCCCCUGCCCUUCCUCACCUUUUGAGGCGCCUCAAAAUUGCGGGCGCGGAGUUCUGAACGACCUGGUGUACGUGGUGGGGCCCAAUCCGAACCUGAAGCACCUGUCAGCACUGGGAGUGACCAUCGAGGGGCGCAACGAGUACAACGACACGUGCGCCUGGCUGGCUGUGAGUUGCUGGCUUUCUAAGGGUGGAUCUUUGGGGUUUCUCGUGGGAGUGACCAUUGAGGGACACAACGAGUAUGACGACAUGUGCGCCUGGCUCGCUCGCAAGAUGGGAGUAACGCGAAUAGAGGUGGCGCGGCCAUGGAUCCUCGCUGCGUUCAUGGAGCGCCACAACUUCUCUCGAGUGCUCUCCCUCUCCAUAGACGUCAUGCUCUAUGUCAACGUCUCCCAGGUGGGAGCCCUGUGGCACAUUGAUGCUCUGAAGGACUUCCUAGCCUUGUACAAGCAGAUCUGGUCCAUGGCGCUGUUCGGGGGGCGUCCAGGUUCGGCGCACCUGAUGCGCAAGAAGGAGUACAGCGAGAUGACCAUGCUGGGGUGGUACACGUGGAGCGAGUGCUGGACCAACGACAAGCUCGACCCGCCCUGCAUGGCCGAACCUGUCACUGGCGUCAGUGCCAAGCUGGCCUACAGGCUAAGGCGCACGCGCUUCCGCCCCAAGUUCCUUGUCGAGUCCCUCUGCCAGCCGAGGGCUGCCAAGCUGGCCUACCGGCUGCGCCGCACGCGCUUCCGCCCCAAGUUUCUGGUGGAAUCCCUCUGCCAGCCGAGGGCGUGCCACAACUCCUCGUGGUCCGACGAGGGGCUGUGCGUGUGGGACAACAACUUCUCCGUUGCCACGCCCUCGCACUUUUUCCGAUUCGCCCCCACGCGCGGCGACAAGUGCCCCAGCAGCAAGCUGUAUGAGCACUUCCACGCGUGGAUGGGGCAGGUGCCUCGCAAGAAUGUUCAAUUCCUGGCUGUGAACUUCCAGGGCAGUCGGAGGGACUACUUGAAGCUCGAAGAUCCCGACCCUGCGAAAACAUGGGGCAGCGCUGUCCUUCUGAUAUGUGCACGGCAUGUGAUGUGA